This is a messenger RNA of Eublepharis macularius, 6473 nucleotides long. RefSeq names its product glia maturation factor beta (gene GMFB). Bases 76 to 504 code for a protein of 142 amino acids. Gene Ontology annotation, biological process: actin filament debranching; negative regulation of Arp2/3 complex-mediated actin nucleation. Gene Ontology annotation, cellular component: actin cortical patch. The record is from RefSeq and is a predicted model, not a curated record. The transcript is spliced from 7 exons. Lineage: Eukaryota; Metazoa; Chordata; Lepidosauria; Squamata; Eublepharidae. Gene Ontology annotation, molecular function: Arp2/3 complex binding; actin binding.
AACUGGUGAAGGGAGGGCCCGCUUGGGCUCUUAAAGAGGUAGUGCGAGUGGCGGGGCGGCUGCUGCUGGUGCAAAAUGAGUGAAUCCCUUGUGGUCUGUGACGUUGCCGAAGACCUUGUGGAGAAGCUGAGGAAAUUCCGUUUCCGCAAAGAGACCAACAAUGCCGCCAUUAUCAUGAAGAUCGACAAGGAGAAGCAGCUGGUAGUUCUGGACGAAGAGCAUGAGGGUAUUUCUCCUGAUGAGCUGAAAGACGAGCUUCCUGAGAGGCAACCUCGAUUCAUCGUCUAUAGCUACAAGUUCCAGCACGACGAUGGGAGAGUCUCCUACCCCCUCUGCUUCAUCUUCUCCAGUCCUGUCGGAUGCAAGCCUGAACAGCAGAUGAUGUAUGCCGGCAGCAAAAAUAAGCUAGUCCAGACGGCCGAACUGACAAAGGUAUUUGAAAUAAGAAACACAGAAGACCUCACUGAAGAGUGGCUCCGGGAGAAGCUGGGCUACUUCCAUUGAAAGACGGAUUCGGCAUUCCGUCCUGGUGCGAACUGGAACCAGAUGCGAAUCCUUCGACCAUCAAAGACUGCACUGUACUUAUCGGUUGUUUCCUGCCGUGUGUGGUGCGUGCGUGUGUGUAUGUACAUAUAUAUUUUUGUGCGUGCAAAGUUUAUACGCCCUUCGGGGAGGAAACAUCUCUUCCUGCGUAACCAAACCUUGCCCCAGAGUUUUCCUUUCUUUGAAACUGUUUAAAAGGGAAGAACUCUUUUUCUGCAGGGACAACUUUUUUUUUUGCACUCUCGUGACUAAUAUUUCUAUACUAGCUAGAUCCAGAAUUUUGUAACUGUGUACAGGUCUAUGGGGCAGAGUUCCCUAAAGGAAUAUCUCCUGCACAAUCCCCACUAAAACAAACGGGUCCUUUGGCGCUAAUCCUGCUCUUUUCAGUUGGGUUUGUUCGGAGAGUGCUCCCACUAGAGCGUCUUCAAAGUCUGGAAAUUAAGAGUAACUCUGUCUUCUAAGCAGCAAAUGCAUCCCUUUUUUUGGACAGAUACUGCACACUAAGAUUUAUAUGUCUAAAUGAUGUUAAUCAAUUGUUUAAUUCUCUGGGCUUCAAGGAUAGAAUUACAAUGCUUCAGGAAGGCUGGGAUGUAUCCCGCCAGUUCGCUACGCUAACUGCAGUGAGGAAGAGUGUCGGAGGAAGGCUUCUUCUGUGCUCUGUUGUUAGCCCAGCCUUCCAGCAACAUUUUAAUUCUGCAAAGUCCUAAUCUUUUCCCGUUUUUUCAGGGCUUGACUUCUUUGGAAUUCCAGUGAUGAUCUCUGUUGAUCUGGAGUCCACGCCAUUCCAUCUUGGGUCGAAAAGUUUGGGCCUGCCUAUUUUUGUGUGUUUAGCAGAUAGCCUUUUUAGUCCGAUAGAAACUAACAUUUAAAAAAAAAAUCUUAAGGGCUCGGUAACAUCCUAGUCAUAUCCAUUCCAAAAGUCUUUCUAUGAAGGUUUCUUAAUUGUGUUCUUCUGCUUCCCGGUGUUUUUAUAUACAAGCACUUCUCGAUUUGUGUGCCUUUUUGUUUCCUUUUGGAUUUCUUGAAACGUUCAGUGGAUUGUAAGCGACUCUCUCGUUGCCGUUUGUCUACUAACUUGAUACAUGCCGCUUCCCUUUCCCCCCUACGUCAGCCACAAUUGGUGCAUUCCAUGUCUCAUGACAUCAAGAUUAAAACAGGGUCCUUCACUUGGCAUGCAACUCCAAUCUCGAUCUCCAUCUCUUAAUGUUUCGCAGGGUCCAAUGCAACCUUGUGCGGGGUUACACACCAGUCCAGAAUUCCAUUGUCUGACUCUGCUUGCUUGAAAGAAUAUUCUGAUGAAAAGAAAAACACCACCGUAAUUAUCUAACUGCUGACAGUUUUUACUCUCUUGUCAGAUAUUUCAAAUCAUUAGGAUUUAUAGCCACUUAUCAGUCUCUUCUCCAUAUGCAAGUCAUAAAACGUCACUUCCAAAUCCACAAUCCUAAAAGGAUCGCUUGUAUUGUUAUACUUCGGUAAAUACUAUUAGUCAGUCCAAUAAUAUAUCUCUUUUUUGUAGGAGAAAUUCCUCAUUCCAGACACCGUCCACUGACCACUGUCAGAGUUGGUGUAGUUUUGUGGCUAACGGUACCGUCCUAUGCAGAAAAAACCCAUUCUAAGCUCAUUGAUUUUUAGUGGUGUAAUGCUGCACAGAAUUGCACUAUUCCGAGUGUAAGCAGUUUUGAAGUGUUGUGGCCACGGCUCAGUGGUAUACACCACCAUAACUAUCUAAGCAAUUAGAUAGUUACGGUGGUAGUUUUCUUUUCAUCAGAGAAUUUGGGCUGUAACUCUCCCUUUUUGUGGUGCUUGAAAGAAUAUGGCUGCUGAAAUUUCACAAGCAAGACAUUUUUCCACCGGGGUGUAUGUGUCAUUGUGGGAUGGCGGGGAUUCAGAGCCCUGCGUAGCUGCUUGCCCCCUGGGCAUACUCUGUUUAACAAACAUGCCCUUUGGGCAUACCCUGUUUAACAAACAAACAUUCUUGUCACAUGCCUUGUAUUGCCUGGGCUGCAAACGUUAACCCUCUGUAAUAUGGUGUUGCACCCAGCCUCGCGUACCUAGGGUUUGGCAUCCUUGGGCUUUUUCGUGAUCCAUGCCCUGUUGCACUGCCGGGUUGCUUAAAGCGGCCCAUUUCUGUAUCCUCAGGGGCCUGUUGAGGUCGGUCUCUAGGGGUCUGCAGGCAGAAGAGUAUUUUUUCUUGAAUCCUCACCCCUUCCCACUGGUAAAGCCCUAAAUUAAAAUGGAUGCCAUAUAGCAGUGAUGAUAACCAGAUCAAGCUGUUCUGCAGACCAGCCCUGGCUUAGGGAUUUCCCAGUGACCAUCUCUAACUCGGCAGGCAAGUACAGUUGAGCCAAUAGAACUAAGGGAAAAUCUUUCCUUGUAGUUAAAUACCCCAUUGUUGCCCAGCAGGGCACAGUUAAGGGUCCUGGGCAUCUUCUUAUGGGGCCAUAACUGGGUUGUGUUUUUUGUGCUAGUACCCAUUUGCCUGAUCUUAUAAACUACAUUGGCUGCUGCUUAGGCACAACAGUUGGGCCAUUUGUGUAUGUAAUAGUACAGUUGGUACUAGAGAUGGGCACAAAUCGGGAAAAUGCCGGUUCGUUGCGGUUUUUUGAUUUGUUGCGUUUCAUGAACCACGAACUGGCCUGAAAUUGCCCGGUUCGUGAACCAGUUCAUUUGGUUUGUGAGUACAUCACUUCUGGGGCAGCAGAAGGUCUACUGAAAGCCCAUCUCCCAUUGCCUAAGAAAUUGAUUGAUCAGCCCCAGGCUGUCUGCAGUGACGAACCGGAAAACGAACCAAAUGAACCAGCCUAAAAAUCACCGCGGUUCGUCAGAAAUGCCCUCCGUCAAACCGCUGGUUCACAAACCAAAAAAAGGCCCAGUUCGUGACAAACUUUGGUUCGUAUUUCGGUCCAUGCCCACCUCUACUCGAUACCAAUAAUAAAACACAAUCUCCUCUCAAAAUUCUUUAAAACCCUCUUGGGGGGCUUUCUUGAGCUUUUUGUAAGUAACUUUUUAAUGCUGGAGUGAUGUCUGUUUCUCAAAGUAGGCCAUUAAAAAAAGAAACAAUCCACAAAGGACUGGAUCCCGAGGCUGUGUUCUGCUAACUGCCUUUUGUAUCAAAGGAAGGUUCCGUGUCAUUAGAGGGACAGAACAGCAUUUCUGCCAAACAAAUGACAAUUUUCUUGUAUAAUCAGAAAUUACAUUCUAGCCUUGGAACUUUAUUCUUGUUUGUGCAGAACUGCCUGUCAUAAUGUGGUUGACAUGCACAAUGGCUAUUUCUUUCCUCCCAAACACAUUUUGUUAGGGAAGGAGUGAGACAUGCAAGAUUCCGGGAAGAAAAUCAUACCUUUUGAUAACCAAGGGCCAAGCUACAAGUGACGAAUGACACUUAAACGGCAAGUGUAUUUCUCCCUGUUCACUUGCCCUCCACUCAAUCCACUUGCCGUUCAAGUGUCAUUCGUCAUGUGUAGCUUGGCCCCAAGUUAAUGAAACUCUUUGUGGGGAAAAGGAGGGGAGCUUUUAAAUAUAUCCUUAGAGCAUAGAUUUCCUAGCCACACAUUAACCCAGUGCAAAAUGGCAAAAAGUAAUAAGCAAGGGUUUAGGAAGUGGGCAGGGCAGUUGAAAAGGCCUUGGCUUGGCAUCAGUGAUACACAGGUGGAAAUGGAAACAGUCUUAAUGCAGUUUUAUCUUUUUAUAUUAAUGCAGUUUUAUCUUUAAUGCAGAUUUUCUUCCUUAUAGUGCCCAGAAACUGGUUGUGCAUGACCUUGAGUAGCAGAAAAAGGUUCAGGAUUCUUGGCGUUUAACUUGGUGCAAGAGGCUAGCAUGAGAGAUUUUUUUUCCACACUUCUACUCCUCAGGGAUACAGGAACAUGUGGAAAAAUUUUCUGGUGGAAAUUUUUUCCCCCAAGCCAUUGUAUAAAAAGUGCUUGUUGCCUUGGACAUUUAGAUCACCACUCAGCCACAAAGCUUACGGAUUUAUUUUUUUUGGAGGGGACAGUCUCUCUGUUCCUGCCUAAACUACCUCACGGAGUUGUUGUGAGGAUAGAUGAAGCCACAUACCCCACUCUUCCUUCUGAGGAGGAAAGGAUUUUUAAAAAAUUGUUAUUAAACACUUGGAGAACAAAAAGUUGAAAUGUGGGUGAAGAGGGGAGAAGAAAUGAAGGAGGGCUUCAUUUCCUUGUGGAGGGCCUCAAAACCUCUGAGGGAAGAACAGGGAGUGUUCAGUAGGAACAGCUUCUGCAUAAGUCCCUUCAAAACUUCCUGGGAUUUUGUCCGAGAUCGUGUGCCUCUGGGUGUCUUCACCCAAGGGAGAUGUUUCUCACAUGCUGUGACUGGAGGUUUCGUACCACCAUGCUGCACCCACACAGUAGAACAUCUCUUCAAGUGAGGCGGUUUGGAGGAACCAUUCUUAACACUUAGUUUUGUGUUCAUUUGUGUGUUACACAGCUAUGGGGUGAAGGAAACAAGUUAUUGAAUUAUUCUGGCAAGAUGGGAAGCUCUUGGGUUUCCUUUUCGGUGCCAGGAUCGUAAGGCUGUCCUCUCUUUGGGUAGAAAUUGGCAGAAUCUGAGAUUGCUGGGAAGGGGUGUGUGGGACGGACAGACGGAAGGAAGGAAGUGUGUCAGGUUGAGCGCAAGGACAUGUCUUGCAGCUGAGGGCUGUUGAGUCUUAGAAUCAUAGAAUCAGAGUUGGAAGGGACCUCCAGGGUCAUCUAGUCCAACCCCCGGCACAAUGCAGGAAAUUCACAACUACCUCCCCUCCUCACACACACCCAGUGACCCCUGCUCCAUGCCCAGAAGAUGGCAAAACACCAUCAGGAUCCCUAGCCAAACUGGCCUGGGGAAAAUUGUUUCCUGACCCUCAAAGUCGGCAUUACCCUGGGCAUGUAAGAUGGGACCACGAGAACUAAGCACUGAUGUAGCCCUUCCUGCCCUCCCUCUCACGAUCUGCCCAGGUUCACAGAAUCAGCAUUGCUGUCAGGUGGCCACCUAGCCUCUGCUUAAAAACCUCCAAAGGAGGAGAGCCCACCACCUCCCGAGGAAGCCUGUCCCACUGAGGGACCGCUCUGUCAGGAAGUUCUUCCUAAUGUUUAGCCGAAAACUCUUCUGAUUGAAUUUCAAUCCGUUGGUCUGGUCUGACCUUCUGGGGCAGUGGAAAACAACACGUCAUCCUCUAUAUGGCAGCCUUUCAAGUACUUGAAGAUGGUUAUCAUAUCACCUCUCGAGUCGUCUCCAGGCUAAACAUACCGAGCUCCUCACUCAGCGUGUUGUUUAAGCCUUGUGCUUAACCAUUGGGCACUCCCUCAGUCCCAGGUUCAGUCCCCACCAUCUCACGCUGUCCCUUUAACCACUUUUACAUCACCACUGUAGACCUACUGCCAGUUUGAGUAGACAGUACUGACUUUUGAUAGACUGAAGAUCUGAUUUCAGUGUAAACCAGUGUCCAUGUGUCCGUGUGAUCUCCCUGGCGGCCUUAACCAUGGUUUUAAGCAAAAGUUGUGACAAGGAUGUGAACAGUAAUUAAGAUUCAUUGGAGUCCCCACUUAAUUCGGGUUUAGAAUACAAGUUAAGGUGAUGUUCCUUCCCCCCCACCCCCCAAAUAUCCUGGCCUGGAAAGAACAAUUGUCAAAUAAUUUUCAGUUAGAGGUAACAACUUAAUACGAUGUAGUAAUUGGUUUAAGCCAAAUCCAAAUUAUAAACAAAAAGUUUCUGAAGUAAUUUUUGAACGUGUUAACAAGCGUAAUAAAAUCCAAGCAUUAAAGAGGCAGCUUUACAAUUGGGUGGUUAAUGUUUUUAGAAGUCGUGCUCACGCUCGUUUCCUUGCUUAAAAUCAGUAGGGCUGGAAACCUUCCAGAUAGGUGCAGGGGAGUUACCUGUGUUAGUCUGUAGUUGCAAAAUAGUAAAAAGUCCAGUAGCACCUUUAAGACUAACCAACUUUA